AUGCCAGGGUCACUGCAGCAGCAGCAGCAGCAGCAGCAGCAGCAGCAGCAGCAGCAGCAGCAAGGGCAGCAGCAGCAGCAGCUGCAGCUGCUGCUAUUCGGCUCUUGUGGAGGAGUGGACGCAGAAAGUCGCCCCGGUAUGAGGCGAAAUCUCUCUCAUUCUAUUUUCUUUUUUUUUUCUUUUUUUAUUUUUCUGUUUUUGCUGCAGCUAAUCGAACGGGGCAGCCAUUUCAUCCCCCUCAAGAGGCAGCAGCAACAGCAGCAACAGCAGCAGCAGCAACAGCAGCAACAGCAGCAGCUGCCGCAGCAACAGCAGCAGCAACAACAGCAGCAUCAGCAGCAACAGCAGGAUCCCCCGUUGUCGAUGAAUCUCCAUCAUCAUCAGCCGCAGCCCCAUCACCAUCAUCCUCAGCAGCAGCAGCAACAGCAGCAACAGCAGCAACAGCAGCAGCAGCAGCAACAGCAGCAGCAGCAGCAGCAGGGCGUGUGA
Messenger RNA from Eimeria mitis, 489 nucleotides. RefSeq lists its product as uncharacterized. The transcript is spliced from 2 exons. NCBI's taxonomy places the organism in Eukaryota, Apicomplexa, Conoidasida, Eucoccidiorida, Eimeriidae. The coding region runs from base 1 to 489 and encodes 162 amino acids. The record is from RefSeq and is a predicted model, not a curated record.